Motacilla alba alba is the source of this 2124-nucleotide messenger RNA. It is a transcript of the gene NUCKS1, whose product is annotated as nuclear casein kinase and cyclin dependent kinase substrate 1. The transcript is spliced from 8 exons. Gene Ontology annotation, cellular component: cytoplasm. The record is from RefSeq and is a predicted model, not a curated record. Lineage: Eukaryota; Metazoa; Chordata; Aves; Passeriformes; Motacillidae. Gene Ontology annotation, molecular function: double-stranded DNA binding; single-stranded DNA binding. The coding region runs from base 305 to 1189 and encodes 294 amino acids. Gene Ontology annotation, biological process: double-strand break repair via homologous recombination; interstrand cross-link repair.
CGCUCGCAUCCUCUCGGCGGGGCGAGCGCGACCAUUUUGCGGGGGGGAGCGGCGGCAGCGGGACCGGCACCGCCACCGGCAGCGGCAUCGGGGAGCGACACCGGCAUCGGCGCCGGGGCCGGCAGCGGGCAGCGGCACCGGGGGCGGCGGCGGCGCCUGACGGGGGAGCGGCGGCUCCGCGGGCGCGGCCUGAGGCGCUGGGCCCAGCGCUCCCGCUCGCUGCGGGCGGCCUCGGCGGCCGCGGCGGCCUCAGCGUCCCCGUUCGCUCGGCGCGCAGCCCCGGGCGGCCCGAAGCGCCGCCGAGAUGUCGCGGCCCGUCAGGAACAGGAAGGUGGUGGAUUACUCCCAGUUUCAGGAAUCAGAUGAUGCUGACGAUGAUUACGGAAGAGAUUCGGGUCCCCCAUCCAAGAAAAUCCGCUCGUCUCCCCGAGAGGCCAAAAACAAGAGGAGAUCUGGCAAGAAUUCUCAGGAGGACAGUGAGGAUUCAGAAGACAAAGAUGUGAAGACUAAGAAAGAUGAUUCACACUCAGCAGAUGAAGAUUUUGGCAGCGAAGACGAUGACGUAGGAGCCGACGAUGGCAAAGCCGACAGCGACUACGAGAGCUCUCAAAAAAGCAAAAAAGGAAAGAAGGCUAAACCAGACAAGAACAAGAGAGCAGCCUCCAAAUCCAGGAAAAGGCCUGCAGAGGACAGCGAGGAUGAGAAGGAAGAUCACAAAAAUGUUCGUCAGCAGCGGCAGGCGGCGUCCAAAGCAGCCUCCAAACAGAGGGAGAUGCUCAUGGAUGAUGUGGGCAGUGAGGAGGAAGAGCAGGAGGAUGAUGAGGCACAGUUCCAGGAGACAGAUUCAGGAAGUGAUGAAGACUUCCUCAUGGAAGAUGAUGAUGACAGUGACUAUGGCAGUUCAAAAAAGAAAAAUAAGAAGGUCUCCAAGAAAUCCAAGCCAGAGAGGAAAGAAAAGAAAAUGCCCAAGCCCAGGCUAAAGGCUACAGUGACCCCCAGCCCAGUGAAAGGCAAAGGGAAGGCAGGUCGCCCCACAGCCUCCAAGGCAACAAAAGAAAAGACCCCAUCCCCCAAAGAAGAGGAUGAAGAGCCUGAAAGUCCCCCAGAAAAGAAAAAAUCAGCCAGCCCUCCACCAGAAAAGUCAGGGGAUGAGGGAUCUGAAGAUGAAGCACCCUCUGGUGAAGAUUAAAAUGGCAGUCGAGGAAAAAAAAAAUCUUUGUUUAAAAAAAAAAAAGAGGAAAAAAAAGAAAAAGGAAAAGAAAACAAUACUUAGGGGUAGAACACGGUUUUGGCUGUGGCUUGACUCAUGGGCUUUGAAUGCUGUCUUUCCUUUCAGCUGUUUAAUACAGUGUAUUCUUUUUUAAUAAGAGGAAACCCUUCUACAGUAAUAUUUUGAAGUCAAUGUUCUCUGUUGGCCAUUCCGUUCUCCCUCCCCUGCCAAAUCUGAAAAGCCAUUUGAGACAAAUUAACAGACCAUUCAAUAUUUUAUUUUAUUUUUUUCAAGGGAUACUGCAGUUGUGAAGCAAUAAGGUUUGAGACUGAUCUGUGGAAACCAUACUUACAAAUCCUUAAGUAGAAUAGAUUUUUUUUUCCCCCAGUGCUGGUAAGAGCUGUUUAAAACUAUUAUUCUGUAUUUGGAAUAUAUGGAAAAAAAAUAAUGAACCUCUGCUUUAACAGACUUUGAGCCGAGUUCACUCUCAGCAGAAAUGCAGUUGAUGUAAUUGCAGUGGAGGAGGAUGGAACACGGGGAGGGAUCCUGUGUUUCUUGGAUUCAGGCACGUUUUUCAUGGAAAGCAAUCAAGAAACUCGGAGAUGCUCCAGUGUCUUUGAUUUAGAAAAGACCCCUCAGUCAGGAUGGGAGAUCUUUUGUCUCUGCUGGAUAGAAAACUCUUCUGCUGUAGGCAAAUUGCAGCCCAUCCCAGAGAAAUUGAGCUGUUCAACCUACAGCCUUCCCUUAUCACUCACCCUGCUUUGAUUCCUGCUGUAGAGGGGCAGAACAGGGAAGAGAAAUUGCAAAAUCGUUUUUAAAACUGCUUGCCAUCGGGUAUCGUGGAAAAUGUUUUUAUUAUAGAUUUUUCCAAGGGAAAAAAAAAAACAACCAACAAAUUAACAGAUAAUGUAAAA